AUGUACGACGACUGCUGCUGAGCUUCGUUUUUUGAAGCCAGCAGGGUUCAUCCAGCACGAGAUGAACAGCAGCGACAGCAGUGCUCGAGACGGGGGCUUGGCGAGGGAGGAAGGGAGGGGAAGCAUGGGCGGAAGCAGCAGGAGAAGGAGGAGAGGAUCCAGCGCGAGGACGCUGGCGGCCGGGCUGGCGUUGACCCUGGCCGCCUGCUCGACUCCGGCGUACGGAUUUAUGGUCCCCGCGGGGGCGGGAGGAGCGGACCCGAUGACGGGAGCGGCGGCGGCUGUGGCAGCCGGGCAGCACCGACAGCAGCAGCAGCAGCAGCAGCAGCAGUUCUCGCGGGGGGCGGUGACAGCGACUGCUACGGCAACCGCGACCUCCCCUUCGUGCCCUGGUUGCGCCGCUCCGACGACAUCGAUGCUGGGGACGCACGGCGCCGGCGCCGGCGGCGUGGUUAUACCGUCGUCGCGACGCUCGUCGUGGACGGCCGGGGGCGGCGGCGGAUUUGAAGUCGGUGGGGUGGCGGGAGGGCGGAGGGGGGCGGCGGCGGCGCUGAGGGACACCACGCGGAGACUGAUAGCGGCUAGAAGGAAGCGAGGGGAUGGUACGGAGUCGUUGUCGAUGUCGUUGUCGGCAAGAGGCAGCAGCAACUCGCGAGGAGGGGGUGGCAGCUCGAAGGGCCGCGCUAGAUUCAGCAAAGUGUACAGCGGCACGGAGUAG
Molecule: messenger RNA, 718 nt
Organism: Ectocarpus sp. CCAP 1310/34
Lineage: Eukaryota; Phaeophyceae; Ectocarpales; Ectocarpaceae
Source: the annotation of a GenBank genome assembly